This is a messenger RNA of Trematomus bernacchii (emerald rockcod), 1520 nucleotides long. It is a transcript of the gene wdr92, whose product is annotated as WD repeat domain 92. Lineage: Eukaryota; Metazoa; Chordata; Actinopteri; Perciformes; Nototheniidae. The transcript has 8 exons. The record is from RefSeq and is a predicted model, not a curated record. Gene Ontology annotation, molecular function: ubiquitin binding. The coding region runs from base 99 to 1175 and encodes 358 amino acids.
GUCAUUUGUUUUGGCAGCGAGCUGCAUCUGACGUCGGGUUUCUUGAUACUUUUACAAGAAAAAUCUACUUUUAACAUAUUAUCAACCAAACAGCCAAGAUGUCAUCGCCACUAGAUAAGCCUCAGAUUAUUUCGCAUUUUCAGAAGAGUUUGAACUACACGGUGUUUGACAGUAAAUGGAUUCCUUGCAGCGCGAAGUUCGUCUGCCUGGGGAACUAUGCGAGAGGAACUGGAGUAAUGCAGAUAUAUGAAGUACAGCAAGGAGAGGCUCAGCUUAUCAAGGAGCAAGAAUUUCCUAAACCAAUCAAGUGCGGGACAUUCGGGGCCACAUCUCUUCAACAAAGACACUUAGCAACUGGGGAUUUUGGUGGAAAUCUCAAUAUAUGGAACCUGGAGGUGUCUGGUACUCCGGUGUUCAGUGUUAAGGCCCACAAAGAGAUCAUUAAUAGUAUUGAUGGUGUCGGCGGCCUGGGGAUCGGUGAUGGCGCACCCGAGAUAGUCACUGGAAGCAGAGACGGGACAGUAAAGGUGUGGGAUACCCGACAGAAGGAUUCACCUGUAGCCAACAUGGAGCCCGGGGAAGGAGAAACUAAGAGGGACUGCUGGACGGUUGCAUUAGGUCAUGCCUUUAAUGAUCAGGACCGCUGUGUGUGUGCUGGCUACGACAACGGCGACAUCAAACUCUUUGACUUGAGAAACAUGUCUCUACGGUGGGAAACCAACAUUAAAAACGGGGUAUGCUGCGUGGAGUUUGACAGGAAAGACAUCAACAUGAAUAAACUGGUUGCCACGUCACUGGAGGGAAAAUUCCACGUCUUUGACAUGAGGACCCAACACCCCACCAAGGGCUUCAGCUCCGUCUCAGAAAAGGCUCACAAGUCGACCAUCUGGCAGGUGAAGCACUUGCCUCAAAACAGAGACAUCUUCAUGACUACCGGGGGGGCAGGCAACCUACAUCUUUGGAAAUAUGAGUAUCCCUCUCAGAGAAGCAAGACAGACUCAGACGACUUGGCCGUGGGCGUAGCUGGCUCCGUCACGCUGUUACAGAACGCCACGCUGUCCACGCAGCCAAUCGCCAGCCUGGACUGGAGCCCCGACAAGAAGGGCCUGUGUGUGUGCUCCGGCUUCGACCAGACUGUGCGCGUGCUCAUCGUCACCAAACUCAGCCAGGUGUAAAAAGAAGUAGACCAGAGACUGAAGGGGAAGAUCUGUGCAGCCGGAUGCAAAAUGAGACACAACUGCAGAGAUACUUUUACAAUACAUCUCUGCCUGUUUGUGAGGAUGAAUGGUUUUUUUUUUCUACUGGGAGUUCUGUCAGCUGUAAAUCUCAAUGUUGUACAAUUAACAAUCAUCUUGUCAUAAAACUAUUUAAGUCAAAUUAACUUCUUGGUUUGUGUUCAGCUGCUCUGUCUCAUGCUAUCCCCUAAAGAAAUGUGCAGUGCUUUGCUUUCCUUGUUGAGUCAUUCCUAGCAUUCGGUGCCAUUUCAGCUAGGUUAAUCCAAAAUAAAAAACAUAAUUUUC